AUGAUUUUUACCAUCUUACUCAUAUAUACCAGCAAAGAUUAUGCACGUAUUGACCCUGAUUGCUAUUAUGAAGAUGGAUACGAUGAAGAGAAGAGCUAUCAUUUACUUGAAAUUCCGCCAGGGAAAAAAUAUUGCUUCGAUUACAGUGCAAUUUUUGCAUCAAACACUUCAAUACAAGGUGAGUUUAAUGAUGGUCAAAUAAAUCCUACAAUGGAAGAUCCAUUUCUAUGGGUUAGAAAAAUCCCUGAUAGAAAUGAUAUAUUUUCAAUGAUCUACGCUUCCAAUAGGAAUGAGCCUUUUUUACUCCAAAUGAUCAAAGUUGAAAAUUCCGAUUUCAGUGAUAAAAAACUACAUUAUUCAGUUUUUUCAACAAUACUACAUUUCAGUCAAAGAUUUGUACCAACAUAUUCUCCUUAUAGUCGAAAUUUGAUAAUUUUAGUUUUUGAUGGAAAAAAAACUCGCGCUUUUACACGUGAUUCAUCAUCGCAUACUUACGUGAAUUAUUAUUUCCCAUCACUUGCUAAUGUCGUUCAAUUAUUUCCGAAAAAUCAAAUGUUUGUUUUUCCAGAUACACCAGGAGCAUAUACAAAGGAAGAAGUUGAAAAAUUUACAAAAUCACAUUAUCCAUUUUAUGAAGAAUACAAAUUUGAUCGAUAUGAUUUAACAGAAGCUACAGCUAAAUGUGCAAAUAGCGAAAUUUGGGCUCCAGAGUUUGUGGAACAAGGCCAUGAUAUUGGAUUGAGAUAUACUGAUUCAAAAACAUUUACAAUUAAACCAGGAAAAGCACAAUGCUUAUAUGGAAAUUUCGUAUUGGAUAGUAAACAAGAUUACAUGGCAACUAUUGAAUAUGUAGAUACAUCUGAUUUUGAUUUGUAUAAUCAAAAUCUCAAAAAAAGUAACAAGAAAUAUGAAAAUCCAUUUAGUAUAACAACAGAAAGACCUGAUGAAAGAAAUGCUCAAUUAAUAAAAUUAGAAUGUAAAUCAUUGAGAAAGCCGUGCCAAAUACAAGCAAUUAGUGUUUUACCUCCUAUUCAAAGAAGACAUAUAAUGAUACCAAUGAAGAUUGAAUCAAUAUUUACAACAAAUUCAAGUUUGUCACUUGAAAAAGAAAUCAUCAUCAAUGAUGAAGAAAUCGAAUUGUUUACAAUCACAGUUCACAACAAAAACAAAUUUAAAGUUAAAGUGAGUAGUGACAAUGAUCAAAUCAAAAACUUAUUGUCAACAUCAGACAGUUACACAACAGACGAAGUUACACAUAAUACAGUAACUAUUUAUCCAUAUUAUGAUUUGUUCAAAUUCAUUCGAGAUGAAGAAAACAUUUCUAAUUUCAAAAUGAAUGCUAAAGUUAAAGUUGAAGUAGAACCAAUAGAAACUGUUAGUGAUGAAGAAGAAAUCAUUGAAGAUAACUUAUUCUUAAGAUUACCUUCAAAUGGAGGAGGAAAAACAAAACAAGAAGUUACUGAAUUCAACAAAGAAGAAGAAGAAUUAGAUAAAGGACAUGGAGGAUUGAUUCUUUCUAUAUCAAUUGGUCUUACAACAGUUCUUUCACUUGCAAUCAUCAUUUAUUCUGUAAUUAUGCAUAUUAUUUAUAAGAAGAAAGACCAACAGAAGGAACAAUUGGAAGAACAAUUACUUUCUGAUAUAGGUGUUCAAGAACCAAUUCCUUACAGACCUAGUGAUAAUAAACCAACAGUUAAUGAUAAAGAAGAAGAAAAAGAGGAGGAGGAAGAAUAA
Trichomonas vaginalis G3 is the source of this 1734-nucleotide messenger RNA. RefSeq names its product glycoprotein 38 family. The transcript has a single exon. The record is from RefSeq and is a predicted model, not a curated record. NCBI's taxonomy places the organism in Eukaryota, Parabasalia, Trichomonadida, Trichomonadidae. Bases 1 to 1734 code for a protein of 577 amino acids.